This is a messenger RNA of Microthlaspi erraticum, 2328 nucleotides long. The record is from the annotation of a GenBank genome assembly. Lineage: Eukaryota; Viridiplantae; Streptophyta; Magnoliopsida; Brassicales; Brassicaceae.
AUGUUCCAUGGAUUGCCAAGUGAAGACCCCAUUGACCACCUUGAUGAGUUUGAUAGGCUUUGUGAUUUGACAAAGAUCAAUGGUGUCUCUGAAGAUGCCAUCAAGCUGAGACUCUUUCCUAUGUCUCUAGCUGACAAAGCUCACCAAUGGGAGAAGAGCUUGCCCCAUGGCACAAUCACCACUUGGGAUGAAUGCAAGAAGGCCUUUCUUGCUAAGUUUUUCUCCACCGGUCGCACAGCCAAGCUUAGAGGAGAGAUAUCCAGCUUCAUCCAGCGAAACAAUGAGACAUUCGCAGAGGCUUGGGAGAGGUUCAAAGGCUACACAAGUCAGUGCCCACACCAUGGAUUCAACAAUGAAUCACUACUCUCCACUCUUUAUAGAGGAUGCUUGCCUAGGUAUAGGGAGAUGCUAGACACAGCUAGCAAUGGGAACUUCCUCAACCAGGAUGUAGAUGAUGGCUGGCAACUUGUGGAGAACAUAGCUAACUCAAAUGGAAGCUAUGGAGAAGAGUAUGAUCGCACCAACCGGAGCUCGACCCACCACUCGAUCGAGUCAGACGAAAAGUUGAGAAAAGAUGUUAAGGCAUUGAAUGAGAAGUUGGAUAAGCUGAUCCUAGCUCAGUCCACAAUGAAGAAAGUCAACUUUGUGUCUGCUGAGGAGAUGGAACCAGUCCAAGAAGGGGAGGAUACACAAUUUGCUGAGGUGUGCUACAUGAGCAAUGGGCAAGGAGGUUACAACAAAGGAUACUAUAAUUACAAGUCCAACCCUGCCAUGUCAUACCGCAACACUGAUGUUGCUAACCCUCAGGACCAAGUAUAUCCUCAACAACAAGCAGCUCGAUCGAGUCAGGUGCCACAACAUGGGUAUGGUCAAAAGAACAAUUACCAAGGACCACAAGGCACUUUCCCUGGACAACAAAUGAAUAUCCCACCAGGCUUCCCCCACCAACCGCCCCAGCCUGCACCUUCACAAGAGAAUGAGCUCAAAGCAAUGCUAAAGCAACUACUUCAAGGGCAAGCUGAUGGGGUAGUGGACACAAGCAAGAAGCUAGCUGAAAUAAACUCUAAGAUCGAGAACCUCAACACAAGGGUUUACUCUCUGGAGAAUCAUGCUUCUUCUGUUGCUGCUGCUACAAAGCAAGGACAACUACCUGGUAAAGCUAUUCAGAACCCCAAGGAACAGUGCAAGGUCAUCUUCACUCAAGAAGGACUUGUUGAAGAAGAGGAUCAAGAAAGGGUCAUUGAAGAUUUUUGUUUACUGCUGAAUGAUGAAGAGAUUGUUGCUGCUGAGGCUCCUGGAGUCCAGAUUGAUCAACCAGAAGUGCAUGCACCUACUGUGGCCAUUCACACUUCACCAGUUGAGCUCGCACGACAAGCUCGAUCGGCAGCUCGAUCGAGUCCAACUCUAGCUCGAUCGAGUCCGACCUCUUCUGUCCGACAGCCUGUUUUGCUUGAUCCUUAUCAACCGGUUGCCGCUUCCUCGUCUCGCCUACUUAGUCAAGGUCACAAGGAAGUGAUUCACAAGUUCAGAAGAGAUCUCAGUGGGAUUGGAAUUGAGUUGCCUCCUAUGGAUAGCAUGAGUGAGGCAUUUGAUCAAAUGCAAAUGGUCAAGGAUGUUCUAGCCAACAGUGAUAAAGUUUCAGAGGUCCUACAAGAGUCUACUCAUCAGUUCAACCUGCUUACUUCACCCACCUUCCUACCAAAGGUCAAGGAUCAAGGGAAAUUCACUCUCCCUUGCACACUUGGGCAUCUUGAGAUUGACAAUGCCUUAGUGGAUUCUGGAGCAAGCAUCAAUCUGAUCUCUCUCUCCAUGGCAGAGAAGCUAGGCAUUGCUGGAGCCUUGCAGCGCCCUACUACUUCAAUCAUGUUUGGAGAUGCAACUUCUAAGUCUCCUCUUGGAGUGUUCAAGAACUAUCACUUGAAAAUUGGAGAAUGCAUCAUCCAAACUGAUCUCACUGUGAUGGAAAUGGAAGAAGAGAAGGAUUUGCCUUUGUUAUUGGGAACCCCUUUCCUUAGUACAGUUGGCGCUUCAAUAGACUUUCACAAGCAAGAAGUGAUCCUUCACAAGGUGAAUAGUUUGGUGUCAUAUCGCUUGCAGCCUAGAGGUUCAGACUUUUGUGCCACAAUUGACAGUACCAAUCUCAGUUCUAAGAGUCAUGGAGCUACAAAGGUUGUGAAGGAAAGGGUUGACAAGGAACCAAGAGUUGGGAAGGAUAAGGAUGAGAGAGGACCAAGGAUUGAGAAGCCACGUCUUGAGAGGGCUAGAGUUGAGAAACCACGAUCUGAUAGGCCAAGAGCUGAGACUUGUUCAAGCCCCUUGUGUGCUUGA